UGAUGAAACACAUUAUCAUAACCAGCGCUGACACGACUUGGGACUAUUCAGUCAGCCCUUUCUGUCACCCCGAGGUUGGGAGCAGAGAACCAGGUGACAGCGAGCUGAUCAGCGAUGUCAGGCAGCGAUUGAAGGCGCUGAAAUGAGCGACAGAGCCGAGAUGAGAGGGCCCGUCAACCGCCGGAGGAGGACCACCAUCUCCGGCGGAGCGCUGAAACAAGCCAACGGGAGCAAGUGGCACGAUUCUGGGGAGAAACCCCCGCAGUGUCCCGCUAAAGCCAAAACGGACGAGGAGUCCAGGCAUGCGAGUAACAACGGGAAGGUGGACAGAGAGACGUCAGGGCAGCAGCAGCAGCCCACAAACAGUCCGAGGAAACAGAGGAAUGUGGUGGAAGAUUUUAACGAGAGACUCAGCUGUCACGUCCUUCAGGAGUCUCUCUUAAGUUCAGCCAGUGGUUACAGCAACUACAGAGGAAUCCUCAACUGGUGUGUUGUCAUGCUGGUGCUGAGUAAUGCACGCCUCUUCUUAGAGAACAUUAUUAAAUAUGGUAUCUUGGUGGACCCUAUCCAAGUAGUGUCUCUCUUCUUGAAGGACCCCUAUAGCUGGCCAGCAGCUUGCCUCAUCAUCGUGUCAAAUGUGUUCAUCUUAGCAGCCUUGUACACAGAGAGGCGUCUGGCUGUGGGUACCAUUUCCCAAACAACAGGAGCGAUUCUUCAUAUUUUUAACCUGACAUCCUUGUUGAUCUUCCCUUCAGCCACUGUACUCACUUUGACCUCCAUGACCCCAGUGGGAGGUGUGCUCUCCCUAGGAGUCUACACAGUGCUGUUUCUCAAGCUGUACUCCUACCAAGACACCAACAGGUGGUGUCGAGAAAUCAGACAAGCGAAAGCCAAGAGACUAACACGAUCAUACUCAUGUCCGUCUGUGGCACAAUCUAACGGUUCAGCAAUUCAUAGCCAUGUCUCCUACCCAGGCAACCUCACCCACAGAGACAUGUACUACUUUGUCUUUGCCCCAACUCUCUGCUACCAACUUAACUUCCCACGGUCACCUCGGAUACGCAAAAGGUUCCUGAUGAGAAGACUUUUUGAAAUGCUUUUCUUCAUGCAGCUGUUGGUGGGAUUGAUACAGCAGUGGAUGGUUCCCACCAUACAGAACUCAAUGAAACCAUUCCAGGAAAUGGACUUUUCUAGGAUGGUGGAGCGCCUCUUAAAGUUAGCUGUCCCUAACCAUCUGAUAUGGUUAAUAUUCUUCUAUUGGUUUUUCCACUCUUCUAUGAACUUUGUGGCAGAGCUAAUGCAGUUUGGAGACAGAGAGUUCUACAAAGACUGGUGGAACUCUGAGACUGUCACAUAUUUCUGGUCCAACUGGAAUAUCCCAGUUCACAAGUGGUGUCUGAGACACUUUUAUAAGCCGAUGUUGAGAAGGGGGGUCAACAAGUUUCUGGCUCAAACUGCCGUCUUCCUGGUAUCUGCCUUCUUCCACGAGUACCUGGUGAGUGUCCCUUUGAAGAUGUUCAGACUGUGGGCCUUUAUGGGAAUGAUGGCUCAGGUUCCUCUGGCUUGGUUUGUGGGUCGUUUCCUGAAUGGUAACUAUGGCAACGCCGCCGUGUGGAUGUCCCUCAUCAUUGGCCAGCCGGUCGCUGUGUUGAUGUAUGUCCAUGACUACUAUGUCACUCAUUACGGGAGCACGACAUAAUACGGGACAAACACACACACUCCCACAGCCUGCAGGACAACUCAAUGAGUGAAUGUAGAGCAAGUUAAGGUGACUUUAACAGUAAAGCCCUGCUGAUAUGAACCUGUCAGUGAAGAGCAGUAACAGCAGGGAAAUUGUUUUGGACUUGUUGAUUUUUGCACUAAAGAGAAAUUAAGUAUGUCAGGAAAUUAUUCUACCAACUUGAGAGGUGUUUGCUUUAAAGCAGUAUUCCACUUUAGGACCAACUAAAGCUUCCUGUGUUAGCAAACCUCAGGACCUGCAGUCACCGCACACUCUUAAUAUCUGUAUCGAGCAUUCGACGCUUCCACUUCAAACAAAUAACCCAAAGUGUAAAGGCACUGAACUCUGGAAAUGGAAUUUAUCCUUCACUGUGAGAUUUGUUAGAAUUAUGAUUUGCUGUUAACCACAUUUUGCUAAAAGUGGCCAAAAUUAGUGGUUAGCCGUAAUUUAUUUAACUUUAACAGUACUUAACUGCAUUCAAAGUAGAAAUUGUGGAAGUCCAUUUCCACCAGUGUCAUGAAAAAAUACGAUCCCUUAAGUUAUUAUAAUGCAAAACUUGCUCAAACAUAAUUGCUUACUUAGGUUGUAUCUAGAAAGAAUGACUUAAUAUCUCAAAAUAAUGAACGACAACUCGUUAUUUUUGUUAUUUUCUAACCCGUUAUUCUAAGAACAUUCAGAGAGAAAUCAUUAUUUUGACGUUAAGUCAUUUUUCUGAGAAAAUCUCUCAUUAUUUUGAGACACUAAGUCAUUAUUUUGAUAAAGUUUCUAAAUAUAAUGACUUUUUAGAUUUUUUUUUUUUUUGCAUCACAUUGGUUGAAAUGGCCUUAGAAAACCCUGCUUGUAACCAAGCACUCCUCGAGUUCUAGAAAAUUUGCACACCCUCGUGUGCAACAAAUGUGAACCACUGCCGAGCGAGUACACGCCAGAAGAGGAGCCUGCCUCAACAGACCUCAUAUUAAAAAAAAAAGUUUCUAUAUCAGUGAUUUAAAAGUAUAUUUUUCUUUUAUCCAAAGGCAACAGAGAAUUAUGAAGCCAGAUAAAAAGUUUGUUUCUACAAGCUAAGGCUUAAAAAUGGCAAUUAACGAUGUCUCCAGGUCUUAAAUUGACCACAGUGAGUUUUUUUUUUAUGUCUCCCUCUCUUUUUGAUGCAGUGGGUUAUGGAGUACCACAAGAAUUUCUAAUAAAACAAUUUGUAAGGAAUAAUUAAAGGCAGAGAUCUGAAGAAGGAGAAACUAAAGAGUAAAGGAGAAACUACAUAAGGAUGUUUUUUGACAUUAUUUGUACAGUCGUUGACCUCCAGGCAGCCUCUUCUCUACAACAUCAAUGCAAGCUCUUUUAGUGUAACAGUACAUUCUACAGGUGUGUUAUUUGUCUUGGCUUUAGGUUCUAUUUUUUGUGCUGCAUUUGACUUAUUAUUUUAUACUUUGUGUAAUUUUAUGCGUAGGUACGACUGUCUACAGUUAUGCUGUGCCAAAAUAUAAUUUAUGUUUUAUUCUAAAUCAAAGAUGUAAUGCAGUAGUUGAUUUACUGUUUUGAACCAAUGAAUGUUUUUUUUGCACUUUAAAGAGAUGCAUGCUGUCGACUAAAGCAAUAGAUUUCUACGAAUGUAUUCUUUAAGUUAUAUCACUGGUGUAAGGAAAAUAUGUUUUGUCAAAAUAAUUUGUAUGUUUUGUAAUUUGCCUGUUGAUAUUUUGUUGUCGCAUUAAGGCUGGCUUGAUUUCAGUUUCUUUCAAAGUAAAACAGCAGCUGCAGUUGUAAUAUAUUUCAAACAGCCUUUUCAUGCCACAGGUUUUUUUCAGUAUUUAAAUUCUAAAGAGUCUAUUUGGUCGCCAAUAUGGAUAUUGCCAUAAAAUAAUAUAUGUUGUGUUUACGUUUUGUUUUGGACCUCUUUCCAAAUA
Molecule: messenger RNA, 3618 nt
Organism: Centropristis striata (black sea bass)
Lineage: Eukaryota; Metazoa; Chordata; Actinopteri; Perciformes; Serranidae
Gene: dgat1a
Product: diacylglycerol O-acyltransferase 1a
Exons: 17
Coding region: 143-1699 (518 amino acids)
Biological process (GO): triglyceride biosynthetic process
Cellular component (GO): endoplasmic reticulum membrane
Molecular function (GO): diacylglycerol O-acyltransferase activity
Source: RefSeq, a predicted model, not a curated record